CCUACCCAUUUUUAAAAAAUCUCCCGUUAAUCUUCUUUCUUUCUCUCUUUCUCUCCGGUGACCGGUCCCUCUUCUUUUCUGUCUCUUCCUCACCCAAUGCAAACAACAAAGCACUGUCAUUAGCACGUCGAUCUCUCCCUAUAAAUUCCAUUGUCUGCCUUUCAAGAAUCCCAUGGCGAGACUCAAAACCACCAAAAUGCGGGCUUUGGGUCUUCUGAUCUUGGGUCUGUUGUCACUCACACUGCCGGUCUCGGUGGUGUACUCUGCUUCCGUUCUCCCUCUGAAGAGGGCGUUUCCGUUGGACCAACCGGUCGAGGUGGACGAACUCAUAGCUCGUGACGGAGUCAGACACCGGCGCCUCUUGGGGGGUGGCGUUGGCGGUGUUGUCGACUUCUCAGUCCACGGUUCCUCCGAUCCAUAUCUCAUCGGCCAAGCUGAGCCAUUGCUUUAUUAUACAAAAGUGAAACUGGGCACUCCACCUAGAGAAUUCAAUGUGCAGAUAGACACUGGAAGUGAUAUUCUAUGGGUCACCUGCAGUUCCUGCAGUAAUUGCCCCCAAUCCAGUGGACUUGGAGUGGAACUCAGUUUCUUUGACUCUGCUAGCUCGUCAACUGCAAGGCCAGUCCCAUGUUCAGACGCAGCAUGUUCUCCAGCUAGUCAAACCAGUGCAACUCAAUGCUCUCUGAAUAACCUGUGCAGUUACUCUUUCCACUAUGGAGACGAAAGCGGGACAUCUGGUUAUUAUGUAAAUGAUGUGUUGUUUUUUGAUGCUGUACUGGGGCAGUCUUUGGUUGCAAACUCUUCGGCUCUUGUUGUGUUUGGGUGUAGCACAUGUCAGUCUGGUGACUUGACUAAAACUGAUAAAGCUUUGGAUGGAAUCUUUGGAUUUGGUCAUGGGGAUCUAUCUGUGAUAUCACAGUUAUCAUCAAGGGGUAUAACUCCUAGAGUUUUCUCUCAUUGCUUGAAAGGAGAUGGUAGUGGAGGGGGUACAUUGGUUCUGGGUGAGAUUUUGGAGCCAGGCAUUGUUUAUAGUCCACUUGUCCCAUCACAGCCUCAUUAUAAUUUAAAUCUGCAGAGCAUUUCUGUCAAUGGACAAUUUUUGCCAAUUGAUCCAUCUGUUUUUGCAACAUCAACUAACCGGGGUACUAUCAUUGACUCUGGAACAACUUUGGCUUACCUUGUGGAGCAGGCAUAUGAUCCUUUUGUUAGUGCGAUAACUGCUGCUGUUUCAACAUCUGUGACUCCCACUAUUUCUAAAGGAAAUCAAUGUUAUCUUGUCUCUAACAGUAUAAAUGAUGUAUUUCCUUCAAUCAGUCUAAAUUUUGCUGCUGGUGCAUCAAUGGUCUUAAAACCAGAAGAGUACCUCAUACAACUUGGUUUCUAUGAUGGUGCUCCAUUGUGGUGCAUUGGUUUUCAGAAAGCUCAGGGACCAAGCGCAAUGUUAACGAUUUUAGGAGGUUGGAUUCUAAUUUCGCUUUUAUGGUCAAUACAAAGUUUGCUGAAAGACAUUUGGAUCAAGAAGCAAUUUGCUGAAACACAUUAUGAUCUAGUUCUAAAGGAUAAGAUCUUUGUUUAUGAUCUUGCUCAUCAACGGAUUGGGUGGACUAACUAUGACUGUAAGUUUUCUUGAUUCCCAUUUCAUCUAUUUGCUUAUUUCCUCGUCAACAACUACAAUUUAGUGCCUCUUACAUAUCCUCUGCAUUUCUAUGUCUUAGGUUCAUUAGAUGUAAAUGUGUCAAUUACUAGUGAUAAGGAUGAGUUUGUAAAUGCUGCACGGCUCAGUAUGAGCACCUCACGACAAGACAUGCUCUUCAAGGUGCUCCAACUGAGCUUUAUGGCUCUUUUGAUCCACCUCAUAGAUUUCAUGGAGAUCCAGUUUUUGUAAUUUAUACAUAGAGCUCGAGAAUAAAUUCACUUGUUUCAGUUUUUGGCCAAUCUUUAUUUAUAGUGAUCGCCCUGGCCUUCAUGCUGUUAUUCCAGAAGCGAAGGUUUUCUCCUACAGUAUACCAUUCUUCACCAUCUCAGAUCGCUACUAAAUAUGGUAGCUUCUAUUCUUCUGCUGGACAGUUAGGCUUUUCUCAUUGUAGAGGAUCCUUUCUCUUCUGCAUUUACGGAAUUGUAAUUAUAUCUUCACCCAAUUGAGCAUUGUGUUGCCCUGGCAGCAGGAAGCAGAAGAAGAGUGUCUCACUCUCCCCUUUUUUUUCCUAGUUACUAGUUCAGGAAGGGUUGUAGAAGGCAUCAUGUAUCGUGUCAUUUUUGUAAUCUGCAUUGCUUCUUUGGUUAUCCUAUGUGCUGUGUGUUCCCUUUCCAAUCAUUGUGUCAAGCCAAAGGAAGAACCAUUCCUUUUGUAAUAAAGUUCUUUUGUUGGAAGUGAGUUUGUUGCAGUAAUCAAACUGACUUGUUUUGUAACAAUGUAGAAACAGGCAGGCAACAUUCUUACCUUUUGAAAAUUUUCUUUUUAUUAAAAGUUAGUUUUAAAU
Molecule: messenger RNA, 2480 nt
Organism: Rubroshorea leprosula
Lineage: Eukaryota; Viridiplantae; Streptophyta; Magnoliopsida; Malvales; Dipterocarpaceae
Source: the annotation of a GenBank genome assembly